UGUUAUUGAAGAGCUGCUGAGCCAAUCAGGAUGCAGUGCAGGCAAAGAUAGCAGGAAAGAAGCAUUGAAGCAAGUAGGCAAGAAGAAAAAAAUACACUGCAGUUGUGUGUGUGUUGAGUUUUUAUCCCUCCCUCGAGCAGAUCUGUAUCAAUUUGAAUACUUCAGUCUUGGAGUGCAAGUGUGUGUGUGAGUGUGUGUGUGUGUAUGUGACAGAGUUUCAGAGGACCAGAGCGGAGGUGUGUCUUCUCCACUCAGCCAGGCAUAUUUAUUCUGAAACUGGAAGUGAGACAAAGUGAGAGAAGACUGAUUAUUUCUCUCCUUGUCUAAAAGUGUCUCGGGGUCUGCGGGAAAGGGGGGGGGAGCUCAUAGUCCAGGAGAGCCUUCUGCUAACAAGAGUCUGAGCUUACUGCCUAAGUGAUGAAGUUUAACCUGUUCAAGCAUCAGACGACGCCCAUGGUUGCUGCUAAGCCGACGACGACCAGCGACUUGAGCGUCACUCCGGCUCCUGUCGCAUUAGUCUCUGCAGAGAACUCCACUGAGCCGGUCAACAAGAACGAUGCCUUUGACGAGAUCAAGAACAAGUUCCUGAAUGAAAUUGACAAGAUCCCACUGCCGUCCUGGGCUAUCAUCGCCAUUGCCGUGGUCGCUGCUUUACUGAUUCUAACAUGCUGUUUCUGCAUCAUCAAGAAAUGCUGUUGCAAGAAGAAGAAGAACAAGAAGGGCAAGAAGGGGAAGGGUGACAUGGGGAUGAAGAACCUGAAAGGAGGAGAGAAACCACAGGAUGAAGAUGAUGAGGAGGAUGAUGUGGAGCCAGGACUAACUGGGGAUGAGAAGGAGGAAGAAGUGAAGGAGAAAGAAAAGCUUGGAAAGCUGCAGUACUCAAUUGACUAUGACUUCCAGGAAAAUAAGCUUACAGUGGGAAUCCUACAAGCAGCCGAUCUCCUCUCCAUGGACAGCGGAGGCACUUCCGACCCUUAUGUCAGGGUUUAUGUUUUGCCUGACAAGAAGAAAAAGUUUGACACAAAGGUUCACAAGAAAACACUUAAUCCUGUCUUCAACGAGACCUUCACCUUUAAGAUUCCAUUCCAAGAGAUGGGUGGGAAGACACUGGUGAUGUCCGUCUUUGACUUUGAUCGUUUCUCAAAACACGACAUCAUUGGAGAGAUUAAGAUACCCAUGAACACCCUGGACCUGGCUAAGCCAAUCGAAGAGUGGAGAGACCUUGACAGUGCAGAUCAAGAAGAGCCAGAGAAGCUGGGAGACAUUUGCAUCUCCUUACGUUAUGUCCCCACCGCUGGCAAACUCACCAUCUGUAUUCUGGAGGCGAAGAACUUGAAGAAAAUGGAUGUGGGUGGACUAUCAGAUCCCUACGUGAAAAUUAACCUGCUGCAGAACGGAAAAAGACUGAAGAAAAAGAAGACGACGGUGAAGAAGAACACCUUGAACCCCUACUAUAACGAGUCCUUCAGUUUUGAGAUUCCUCUUGAGCAAAUGCAGAAAAUCCAAGCUGUGAUCACGGUGCUGGAUUAUGACAAGAUCGGCAAGAAUGAUGCCAUUGGGAAGAUCUGGGUGGGAAGCAAGUCCACGGGGGCCGGGCUGAAACACUGGUCCGACAUGCUGGCCAACCCCCGUCGCCCCAUCGCCCAGUGGCAUCCGCUUCAGCCAGAGGAGGAGGUGGAUGCUGCCCUCGCCGCCCUGAAUGCCAAGAAGUAAUCUCCUAGUCCCUCCGCACCCACCUCCCAUGCAUUCCCAUUGCUCCACACAAGUCCCACAUAUCAGAAUAUAUUCCAGAAGAACACCCCAUCUGCACCCCCAUCUUCCUCUUUCGCAUUUCAAAAGAUCCAUAGAAACUAUCUGACAUGAAAGGAAAUGUAGUUACAAUAUGAUGUUCUAUUAAUGUCACAGAGAAAAGAAGACAAGAUACAUGAUGAAUAGAUAGUUAGGUUCUUUUAGAUCUAUUUUUCUAUCGGAGUAGUGGUUCCAUUAAUCUAAAAUCAGAGUAGGUCGCUGUUGUAGGAGCGCCAAAUCUGUUGAUGGAGGGGAUAAAACAUACAUUCACUCACAUUGUACUUCUCACCCUUUCCCUUUAGUGACACAGUUUGCUUAGAAUAGCGCUUAAUAAUAAAAUGCUUUAUACUGCCAUAUUAUAGAGAAAUAACACAAGCAGGUCCAUUCCGUAGGUGUUUUGUGCACCAUGUCCCACACCUGCCAGUUAUCAUCCUAUAGAUGAUUCUGUUAGUUUAAAGUACAUUCCUAGACCUGGGUAGCAAAGUAGGGACAGGCACAUAUCCAGUUACCCACAAACACUGCCUUUUGAUUGGUUAACCUUUCACCCAUCAUCUCAGGAAACCUGAGAGGAAACUGAAACUCCAUGCCUUUUUUUUAAAUGGGUUGUUGUUCAGAGCUCCCACUUAAAGAGUUGAAGUUGGAUUAUCAAUGAACCAAUGCUUAUGGCUAGUGUUGGUUAUAUAAAGUAGUCCAAGUGGGUAAAAAGGAUGACUGUGCAUUUUUAAUUGUGCAAAAAAAGACAAAAAGCCGCGUCUGUCAUUUCAACAACAACAAGUAAAUAAAGGGUUUAAAAAUCAGAGCGGGAGCAACAGAGACUGAUCCCAUUCACCACUGGCAUGAUAUUUACAAGGUGUUGAUUACUGCCUACAGUCUACCGCAUCCCCUUCCCAACGCCUCUGUUUCUGUAUCUCAUUUGUUCAGUGCUACUGUCAUUAGUCAUGGACCUGACACAAGGGUUUUACUUCAAAGGAAUCCCUAUAACCGUCUUACAGUCAUAAAGGAGACAAGCCUUCCAAGUAACAAAAUAAGCAAUUUUCAACUACCAGGGACGCCUUCCGGUUAGAGGUGUUGUUCUCUUCAUUUUCCCUUUUUUCUUUUACAAUUUUGUUAAACUUCAAACAUUUUUAUUCCUUAAGCACCUUAAAUUUUGAUAUCAUUUGUAAGAAGUCAGAGCUUUAAUUCCUUAGAAGGUUCUUUUUGUUGCUUUUGUUUCUGCUUACUGAUCUCAUCGUAUGUGUGAGUGUUUAAUUGUUCAGAUAUUACAUUUCUCACUUGAUUGCAGAAAUACGGUCUAUAAGUCACUGGUCCGUGUGUGUUUUAUACACAGCUUACCAAACUGUUGAUUAUAAUUGCACUACUGGUUACCGUUCUGUUUUUGUGCUAUCGACACUGGUCUUUGAUCUGUUUUUGUUCCUUUGUGAUAAAAUGUGGUGAAACUGAAUCUCUCUGUGGCACACGCAGACAGCCCUUGUCUUCUAAACAUGCAGCAAAAGAAGAACAUUUGAGUUCAGUGCUGCCACAUGCAUGCGGUUCAGUACAGAGAGCUAAAGAAUUCAUUCUGUGAAAUCAAAAGCAAAUUAAAGAUGCCAACUGAGCUGCUACACUUUCAAUCAAAUGACCAAAUGACAGCUCCUAAAAACAGCAGUGUGGACACUUCAUUUAUUGAACAUUUGAACCAAACACACAUUUACUUGAUCAUAAUUUCUGCUGAGCCGUUAGCCUGCUAAUCUCCCAUUUUUAUAAGAAACACAUUCUCAGCACAAAGGAGCGUGUUUCCAGAGCAGGUUGGACUCCACCACCACUUCUCCUUGUCUCUGAUCCUGUCAGUGUUGUUCAUUAGGUGUCUCUCAUGGUGUAGUCACAGUGAGCAGGGUCUGCUUUCUGCUCUAUGCAGAUGAUGUGGUUCUGUUAGUAUUUUUAGGCCAUGAUCUCUGGCGUAUCCUGGAGAGGAUUACAGCUAAGUGAGUGUCAGCUCCUCCAAGUCUGAGACCAUGGGUUCCACUGUAGAUAGGUGGAAUACACCCUCUAGGUUUGGGGGUGGUCUCUGCCCUAGGUAGAGGAGUUUAAGUACUCUGAAGUCUUCAACAGUAAUGGUAGACUGAUAGGAUUAAGGCUGUAACAAGGGCAUUGCUUCAGUAUGUUUUGGUAAAAAUGUGACUAAGCCAAAAGGUAAUUUCUGGUUUGUCCGCAUUCCAACUUCCACCUAUAGUCAUCAAAGAUUUUGCUUACAAGUGGAUUGACUGUUUCCUCCAUAGAGUGGCCAUGAUUGCUCUUACACUUCUACCAUGCCAUGGCCAGAGAGCCUCUGCUCCUCACUGGAAGAAUUGGUUGAGGCAGUUUGGGCAUGUGAACACAAUGCCCCCUGGUCAUCUUUCUCAGGAGAUUUUCCAGGUACGUCCCUCUGGGAGUACACUGGUGAAGGCUCUUGAUUAUGUAAGGUUUGGUAAAUCCUUGCAGGACUGGAAGAAAUCCUUGGGGCAGAACUGAAGCUUUUAAAAACCACCUUGGUAACCUCUUAGAAAAGGGAUGUCUGGGAUUCCCCCUAGAAUGUUUACCUUAGAUGGACAGUCUUUGUAGGAAAAUAAAAUGGAUGGAUGAACAGAUUUAUGUAUAAAAUUAAAAACCAUUAGAAUGCUGCUUAAUUUACAACUGUGAGAGUUUUUCAAAACGUAAUAUUCCCUAUUUCCUGUUUCCUUUAUGGCUACAGUAACGUCAGUGGAAUUCUUUGGCUCUUUGUAUCUGCGAAUGAAGAUUUUAUCAAAGAGAAAUAUCUGGUGAUGGGCUUUGGUUUGCAGCAGAGUCCAUCACUCUUGUUCAGUUAAAGGUGUGAAAUGUGUUUGGAUGCCAGUGUGCUUUCUUACUGGGUUAGCUAUGAAUGGCAAAAUGAAAACAAACAAAAAAAUCUGAUUGAAUGCAUAGAUGUUGAAAACUGCUACGUGACUGUGUGCAAGCAUAAAACACUUUUUUUUGGUAUCACCAUAGAUUUUUUUGAGGGGACAUUUAUGAAUGUUUGUUCAUGUGUUCCCAUAUUUUUGUUGGAAAGUGUAACAUAGACCUUUGCAUCAAUCCUUUUUCUUCAAAUUUACCUCAGUUAAUGAAACAACACUAAAGAAAAGGCAACAUGGAAGCAAUGAAGCAACUCAUCGGUGUGUAGUUUGGCCUGUAUACAUAGUUCAUCCACAUUGCAUGUUUAUACAAAAUACUGUACAUAAGAGCAUGUUUUAGAGACAAAGCAAAAAUAUCUUGUGUAUGUAAAUUGGUGUCAUUUUGCCAUUUUAAUAACACAACAAAAGAAAAAAAGAUGCACUGUAUAUUUUCUAAAUAGAGCAAAGUGUGUAUUUAUUUUCCAUGAGGGUCAUUGGAGAGAAUGUCGUCCAGCUAUUAUAGUACUAUUACUAAUAACAAGAACCUUUUCACGCCUGAAAUUCUUAAGCAAGUGUGUUGUCCAGUGCUGUGUGUGAGUUCAUGUAGGAAGAAAAAUGUAGCCGCAUGCUUGCUAUCCAGAUUUCUUGUGCUCAGAUUUCAGUUUUGGGUAAGCUUUUGUUGCCAUUCACUUCUGUUCACCGGUAUUUUCAAAUGUUCAUGUUUGAUCUGUACUUUUUACCUUUUUAUUUCUUUAUUUUUGGUUUGAAAAGGGGAUCUCCAAGUCUCUAGUACUGGAUGCAGAGUCCACCAGGGGCGUGUCCAGAUCUUUUAAAAUGGGGUGGCCCAGGUGAGGCACAACUUUGUGCAUGGGUGGCACCAAUUGUUAUGCUUUUUAUUUAUUUAUUUAUUUAUUUUUACCCCUAAGCCUUUUGUGGACAAUGAAAAACCUAUUUAAAGGUAAAUUAGUGUGUUGGCACCUGGGGUGGCCAAUCAGAUUCCAUGGGUGGCAUGUGCUACCCCAGGCCACUACCUGGACACGCCCCUGGAGUCCACUUAAAUACUUAUGUAUAAAGAGGAUUUAUUAUUUAUUGAAGUUGUACAAAACUUAUUUGUGACAAGAAUAAAAUGUGAUGGACCUAUUCUAAACUUUAUAUGUCCGUGGCCAAAAUAAACACGGAAUAAUCACAUUCCAAUCCGACUUGGAAUCCCCUCUUUUCCUUUUAAAGUAAAACGUUAUUUAGCCUUUUUUAUUUGACUGACCUGCAACACUUUAUGACUGUCCCUCUUUUACUCUGUUUAUUAUACAGUAAAUGUGCGUGUAAACAAAAUAAAUUAAUAGGUAACACCUCCUUUUACAGUCCCCUAAUUACUAUGUACUUACAUGGUAAUUACAUAGUAAGUUAAAGUGUAUUUUUGUUACUGAGCUCUUAAACAGUUAUUACCAUGUAACUCAGGUUCAAUUCUAGUUUUAUUUUUAUUAACCAUUCCCAGUAAAUACUACUUUACACAAUAAUUACACUUAAUUACAAUUAUACACUUCAAUUACACAAUAAUACACUUUAACUUACUAUGUAAUUACAAUGUAAGUACUUAGUAAUUAGGGGACUGUAAAAUGUAGUGUCCCAAUUAAUAAGUUAUAACUAAAAGCCAUAAAACUCAAGCACUAACUCUUUAGAACUCAGCUGAACAGCUCGAGUUUAUUUACAAGAAGGAAGAAAGAAAAAUCUGACGUCUUCUGUUUUUUACCAUGGUAUAUGUUUGUUCUACAUCCCUUUAGAGGUCUUUGUUCAUCAAGAGGGUAAAACCAAUCUGCUGAAUGUGAAUGCAGCUGCGACUUCAGCAGAGGGAGUGUUCGUUUUCUACUUUCAGAACUGCUGAUGUACUUGUUUCAUCCAGGUAGCUGAUUUUACUGUGUUGUGUUCACUAAUCUAUGUCCUGUUUAGUUGGUAUAGAUAAUAGAUGUUACCGCAUUAAGGUUUAACUGAUGAUCCUAAAAUAUAUCUAUGAGAGUAUGGUCUGUUUUAGGGCAGAGUGCAAUUUAUGAACCAAACUGGGUCGUGCUUGUAGUUUUUCUUCUUCCCGUUUUGCAGGAGAACAUAUUCGUACAAUCAAAAAUACUCGAUGGAUGGUUGGAGGUUUGUUAGGAUGGCUUCUGUUGUUGUUUUAAUCAAAAGUUCAAACCACAAUGAUUAAAAUGAAGCAAAAGAACCUUGAACCCAGGUUUAUAGCCUGAAUCCUUCUCAUAGUACUAUGCAUACGUUUAUGAUUUAGACUUUGGCAGACUCACAGCUGCAGUGUUAAUAAUAAAACUUGCUCUCUUGCCAAGAGGUAUUUAUGAUCACUACAUACAGAAAUGAAAACAAAUAUAUAUAAAUAAAGUUGGCACUCACCAUCUUGGCUGGUGACGGGGAAGGUGGGAGAGCAGAGCGUGUCUCGGCUAAAAGAAGCUAACCAUUAGCGACUGCUACAUCCCAACAUGACACAUCUCCUGGGAGUUUGAAAUAAACAUCAACAUUUUGUAGUUUUCUCGGUUGUGGCUAAAUCCCAAACAUUAAACAAUAACUAGAGUUGGUGCCAAAACAAACUAACUGACCCCUAGUGGCUGGCUGCAAUAUAACGUUUAGGUCCAGCCCCCAACAUUUGAAUGAGUGGGACAGUGACUUUAUUUAAAAUGUAAAGUUAAAUCAUAGAAAAGUUUCAUUUUAUCCCUAUUAUUGUGUGUAGGUGGGUGGGCGGGACCUUCAGGUACAUAGUAGUUUUUUAAUCACGUUGUAUAUUAGCAGCGAGCUGUACUUUUUCAACAGAGCACUUACCUUUACUGUACUUGUGCUGUUGCAAUACUGCAAUUUCCCCACUGAGGGACUAAUAAAGGUAUUCUUAUUCUUAUUCUUAACCACACUAAAAUAAGUCGGGUCUUGUUUAGCUCCUGGUUAGAAAGCAAGAUGCAGAGUUGUGUGCUUUUUUUAUUUUCUAAGAGUCAAAACUGUUUUGUCACCUCAGUCAGAGUUUUCAUGAAGUAAACUGUUCUGGCAACAUCCUCAGUGUGUUGCAUGAAGCUGCACAUUGUCUGAUGCAAUAUAGCAAUGUCCCGCUGAUGCUAUUGACUGUGACCAAAUGAUGCACUGAGAGCAGUUUAAAUGCAGUUCCAGUCAUUAUAUAAAAAUACUGCCACCACCUGAUUACAGCUGCCAGCGUUCAUCACCUCUGUUUGGUUCUGUAAAGCCAAGAUAAAAAUUCAUACAGAGUACAGAAUGCACCUGAUAGCAAUGAGGCUAAUGUGAUUACAGGUGAACUUAUAGCACAUGUAAAGGUAUUAUGGGUUUCCUUUAACUGAUCAGGUUUGCCACAGUCAACCAUUUCCGGAAGUUCAGUGGGGGGACAGAGAUUAGGAGGUGUGUCACCUUGUCAAAUUAUGGGCUUUUCUGCAGAUAUGAAACAAAAAUGUAGUAAUGGACAAUAAAACUUACAGUACAGUGCAUGUGUGGGACACAUAACUCAUUCAUAAACAUACAUUAAUUUGUGGACACGUAUUAUUCUAAAAACAGUUAUGGGUUAUGUAUGUCUAUAUGUCUGUUUUAUAGCUGCCUGUAGAUGUAUGAUACCUUAUGCACAAAACGCAUCUGAAGAGGUGCUGUUCAGCUGUGCACCAGUCAUGCAGAUGUAGUGUAUUUUGUUUUAUUUUGAACAAACGCAGAGAUUUAAAAAGGGAAACCAUGCAAAGUUCAAUCCAUUAUCCAUCUUGCCAAAAUGUGUUGCUGAGUCUCUCAGCAGACCGACGUUGCUUUGAAACAUGCUUUCUUGUGUCUUCUGUAUGUCUUCUUUUUUGCAUAGGUGUAAUACUUCAGCUAUUUUGAUUAUUCAUUUUUAUGAAGGAUAUUUGUGAUGAAGAAGGUGAGACUGUGUUUGAGGCAAUGCAAGAGGGUUUUUUGUGUAGCAUUUUCAGUCUGUUGGCAUCCUUGUCUUAAGUGUAACCAGCUGCCAGUGUCAUUAAGAGGAAUCUGAAUCGGCUUUAGUGGAGCAUAAAGAAUGCUGGCCUUCAUGUUUACCACACGGACAAAACGUAUACUGCCGAACAUGGAGGACCGUAACCCAAACACCCCUCUCGAGUGCUCAGCCCUCCCUUGCUCAUCCCCAAUGCAGCUGUAUUUUCUUUUCCUUCUAUCCCUGCUUCACUUCUUUUUCUUCAUCCUCUCCCAAACCAUCAGAGGACAGUCAGGUUGUGUCCCCUAGCUGUUUCUUUGUGUCUAGUGUCGUGGUGCGCGUGUUCAUGUCAGUACUUGUGCCUACUGUGGAUCGCAUGCUUUAGCCUUUGACUGGACACAAACGUUGCUCACAAACUCCUCUUGACCCUUACAUGGACAUACAUUGGGGCUCCUUAUUGAAGUUAUCAAGGGAACCAAACAACUUAUUACAAAUUUAUCAUAAGUGUUACCAGUUCUGUAAAAACAAAUAGGAAAUAAAGGCCUUUUAAUAACCA
Messenger RNA from Nothobranchius furzeri (turquoise killifish), 9130 nucleotides. The record is from RefSeq and is a predicted model, not a curated record. Lineage: Eukaryota; Metazoa; Chordata; Actinopteri; Cyprinodontiformes; Nothobranchiidae.